Molecule: messenger RNA, 3793 nt
Organism: Camelus dromedarius (Arabian camel)
Lineage: Eukaryota; Metazoa; Chordata; Mammalia; Artiodactyla; Camelidae
Gene: NCKAP1L
Product: NCK associated protein 1 like
Exons: 31
Coding region: 69-3536 (1155 amino acids)
Biological process (GO): cell projection assembly; cell migration; neuron projection morphogenesis
Cellular component (GO): SCAR complex
Source: RefSeq, a predicted model, not a curated record
CCCAAGCUGAAAGUGUUUGGGGAGAUCAGGCACUGCUGUCUGGAUGCUCCUUUCUCUCGGUGGCCAUCAUGUCUUUGACCUCUGCCUACCAGCAUAAACUAGCAGAGAAGCUCACCAUCCUAAAUGAUCGAGGUCAGGGCGUUCUCAUCCGAAUGUAUAACAUCAAAAAGACUUGUUCGGACCCCAAAUCCAAGCCUCCUUUCUUACUGGAGAAGUCCAUGGAAUCAUCUCUCAAGUUCAUCAACAAGAAAUUUCCCAACAUAGAUAUCCGAAACAGCACGCAACAUUUAGGACCAGUACAUCGGGAAAAAUCUGAGAUAAUUAGAUUCCUCACCAAUUACUACCAGUCAUUUGUGGAUGUCAUGGAAUUUCGGGAUCACGUAUAUGAACUUCUCAACACCAUUGAUGCCUGCCAGUGCCAUUUUGAUAUCAAUCUCAACUUUGACUUUACUCGGAGUUACCUGGACUUGAUAGUGACUUACACCUCAGUUAUUUUACUUCUGUCACGGAUUGAAGACCGACGGAUACUCAUUGGCAUGUACAAUUGUGCACUUGAGAUGCUGCACGGACAUGGUGACCCCAGUUUUGCCCGUCUGGGACAGAUGGUCUUGGAGUAUGACCACCCUCUGAAGAAGCUGACAGAGGAGUUUGGGCCUCACACAAAGGCUGUGAGUGGAGCUCUCCUCUCUUUGCAUUUCCUCUUUGUCCGAAGGAACCAGGGAGCUGAGCAGUGGCGCAGUGCCCAGCUUCUAAGUCUCAUCAGCACCCCCGCAGCCAUGAUUAACCCUGCUGGCUCAGACACGAUGGCCUGUGAGUACCUGUCUGUGGAAGUGAUGGAGCGCUGGAUUAUCAUUGGGUUUCUUCUUUGUCAUGGGUGCCUCAACUCCAAUAGCCAGUGCCAGAAGCUGUGGAAGCUGUGUCUGCAGGGCUCCCUGUACAUCACCCUCAUCCGGGAGGAUGUGCUGCAGGUGCACAAGGUCACCGAGGACCUGUUCAGCAGUUUGAAAGGGUAUGGCAAGCGAGUGGCCGACAUAAAGGAGAGCAAGGAACACGCGAUCGCGAACAGUGGCCAGUUUCAUUCUCAACGACGCCAGUUUCUGAGGGUGGCUGUGAAAGAGCUGGAAUCUGUGUUGACUGAUGAGCCAGGACUGCUGGGUCCCAAGGCCCUUUUUGCUUUCAUGGCCCUGUCCUUCAUUCGUGAUGAGGUCACUUGGCUGGUUCGCCACACAGAAAAUGUCACCAAGACAAAGACACCAGAGGACUAUGCUGACUCGAGCAUUGCAGAACUGCUUUUCUUGUUGGAAGAGAUUCGGGCUCUGGUCCGAAGACACAUCAAGGUGAUACAGCAAUACCACCUUCAGUACCUGGCCAGAUUUGAUGCUCUUGUGCUCAGUGACAUCAUUCAAAACCUGUCUGUGUGUCCUGAGGAGGAGUCCAUCAUAAUGUCCUCAUUCGUCAGUACUCUCUCCUCUCUAAAUCCCAAACAAGUUGAUAAUGGAGAGAAAUUUGAAUUUUCUGGACUGAGGCUGGACUGGUUCCGUCUACAGGCAUACACCAGUGUGGCUAAGGCUCCCCUGCAUCUGCACGAGAACCCUGACUUAGCCAAGGUGAUGAACCUCAUUGUCUUUCACUCCCGGAUGCUGGACUCAGUGGAGAACAUGCUGGUGGAAACUUCUGACUUAUCGAUUUUCUGCUUUCAUCUCCGUACCUUUGAGAAGAUGUUUGCUAUGACCCUGGAGGAACCUGCCAUGUUGCGUUAUGCCAUUGCCUUCCCCCUGAUCUGUGCUCAUUUUGUCCAGUGCACUCAUGAGAUGUGCCCAGAGGAGUACCCCCACCUGAAGAACCAUGGCCUUCAUCACUGCAACUCCUUCCUGGAAGAGUUGGCCAAGCAGACAGGCAACUGUGUCCUGGAGAUCUGUGCUGAACAGCGAAACCUGAGCGAGCAGCUUCUUCCUAAGCACUGUGCCACUACCAUCAGCAAGGCCAAGAACAAGAAAACCAUGAAGCAGAGGCAGACUCCCAGAAAAGGAGAGCCUGAGAGAGACAAGCCAGGAGCUGAGAGUCACCGGAAGAACCGCAGCAUUGUCACCAACAUGGACAAGCUGCACCUAAACUUGACGGAAUUGGCACUGACAAUGAAUCACGUCCACAGCUUCUCUGUAUUUGAACACACCAUCUUCCCUUCUGAGUAUCUCAGCAGCCAUCUGGAGGCCAGACUCAACAGAGCCAUUGUGUGGCUGGCUGGCUACAAUGCCACGACCCAGGAGAUCGCAAGGCCUUCCGAGCUGUUGGCAGGAGUCAAAGCAUACAUCGGUUUCAUACAGUCACUGGCGCAAUUUUUAGGUGCAGAUGUGUCCAGAGUCAUCCGGAAUGCUCUCCUGCAGCAGACACAGCCACUGGACUCGUGUGGGGAACAGACUAUCACCACUCUCUACACAAAUUGGUACCUAGAAAGUCUGCUUAGACAGGCGAGCAGUGGGACUAUCAUCCUCUCCCCAGCCAUGCAGGCCUUCGUCAGCCUCCCCAGAGAAGGGGAGCAGAACUUCAGUGCAGAAGAAUUCUCUGACAUCUCUGCUAUCGCGCAGAUGCGCCGCUGCCCUCCGAGUCCCGCCUGGCACUGCUGUGACUCUAUUCCAGAGAUGCGGGCCUUGGCUGAACUUUUGGGCCCCUACGGCAUGAAGUUCCUGAGUGAAAACCUGAUGUGGCAUGUGACCUCUCAGAUUGUGGAGCUGAAGAAGCUGGUGGUGGAAAACAUGGAUAUACUUGUUCAGAUCAGAUCCAACUUCAGCAAGGCGGACUUGAUGGCUUCUCUGCUGCCCCAACUGAUGGGGGCCGAAAAUGUGCUGAAGCGCAUGACCAUCAUUGGAGUUAUCCUCACUUUCAGGGCCAUGGCCCAGGAGGGACUUCGGGAGGUUUUCUCCUCCCACUGCCCAUUUCUUAUGGGUCCCAUCGAGUGCCUGAAGGAGUUUGUCACUCCAGACACAGAUAUCAAGGUGACCCUGAGUGUCUUUGAGCUGGCAUCUGCUGCAGGGGUGGGCUGUGACAUUGACCCAGCCCUGGUGGCCGCCAUUGCCAAUCUGAAGACUGAUUCGUCAUCCUCUGAGGAAGAAUAUAAGGUGGCCUGCCUGCUCUUGAUCUUUCUCGCCGUUUCCCUGCCCCUCCUUGCCACGGACCCUUCCUCCUUCUAUAGCAUUGAGAAGGAUGGUUACAGCAACAAUAUUCAUUGCUUGACCAAAGCCAUCAUCCAGGUGCCUGCUGCCCUCUUCACGGUCUACAACAAGAACGUUGAAACGCACCUCAAGGAAUUUCUGGUGGUGGCUUCUGUCAGCCUCCUACAGCUGGGCCAGGAGACUGACAAGCUUAAAACCAGAAAUCGGGAAUCCAUUUCUCUGCUCAUGCGCUUGGUGGUGGAGGAGUCCUCCUUCCUGACCCUGGACAUGCUGGAGUCCUGUUUCCCUUAUGUCCUGCUUCGAAAUGCCUACCGGGAGGUGUCCCGGGCCUUCCACCUGAACCGAGUGCCGGCCAGUACCCACUGAAGGGCCCUUCGGACCUACCUAAACCCGUGCCAUCCUGGAAGCUGUGGCCGUUUUCUCAAGGGGUGGGAAUGGGGUGGGGUCUCUAGGGAGAGGAUCAGCCAGAGCUGGUGAAGGGGGAUGUGAAGGGGCAGCCCAGGGCUGAGAAAUCAUAGAGAAGUGGGGCUGGCUGAGGGGACGGAGGACUUUUUUAUGGAACAAAGUUAGGGGAUUGGGGCCACAUGUGUGAAUUUUUACAAUGAAAGAAAUGUAACAUACAA